Molecule: messenger RNA, 1470 nt
Organism: Coniosporium apollinis CBS 100218
Lineage: Eukaryota; Fungi; Ascomycota; Dothideomycetes
Exons: 4
Coding region: 1-1470 (489 amino acids)
Cellular component (GO): cytoplasm; mitochondrion
Molecular function (GO): acetyltransferase activity; lipoic acid binding
Source: RefSeq, a predicted model, not a curated record
AUGAAAACCCUGAUUAUUCGAGAACUGGGCUGCAUCCUGAAGCCUUCGGUGAGGCCGUUGUGCGGGGUGAGACCCUUCAAAAGCCCCGCAACCCCUAGACAGCACCCACGUCGGCCAUUCCACGGCACCGCGAGGCGCAAUGUCGUUAAACCGUAUCUUCUGGCGGAUAUUGGGGAAGGUAUCACCGAAUGCCAGGUCAUACAAUGGUUCGUCCAGCCUGGCGCACGUGUCGAGCAAUUCGACAAGAUAUGCGAGGUCCAAUCCGAUAAGGCAUCAGUAGAAAUUACUUCCCGCUUCGACGGCGUGAUCAAGAAGCUGUACUACGAGGCAGAUGACAUGGCCAAAGUUGGGAAGCCUCUUGUGGAUAUAGAUAUACAGGGCGACAUAGCUCCGGAAGAUGAGGCUCUCACGAAGGUCUCAAGCGAACAGCCCAAGCAGGCGCCCGAACCGGAGCAACCUAGGACAGCACAAGAAACGAGCCAGAGUCCACCGGAGCCCGAAAGAGAUGCGGCGAAACCUGUCCAGCAAUCCCAAAAGCCGCGCAACGAACCGUCAGGAAAACAUGCCACUUUGGCCACGCCAGCAGUGCGGCAUCUUACUAAGGAGCUUGACCUCGACAUUGCGGAUAUAACAGGCACAGGAAAGGACGGACGGGUGCUAAAAGAGGAUGUCCAGAAGCACGCAUCAUCACUGAAGGAAGCUCCCGCACUCUCUCCUGCAGCGACAACAGAGCCGCAUGCGGAGGACAAGACAAUACCCCUGACCCCGAUUCAGGUCGGCAUGUACAAGGCCAUGACGCGCUCACUCUCAAUCCCACACUUUCUUUACACCGACAACGUAGACUUCACCUCGCUCAACACCGUCCGGCGGAAACUCAACCUCUCACACUCGGCCAACUCCGCGGCGCCCACACAAAAGCUCUCCAGCCUGCCCUUCAUCGUCAAAGCCGUCUCCCUCGCCCUGCAAUCCCACCCCAUCCUCAACGCCGCCUUCGAACCCCCCCGCAGCCCCUCAGAAAAGCCCCAACUAACCCUCAAAGCCUCCCACAACAUCGGCAUCGCAAUCGACACGCCCUCCGGGCUCCUCGUCCCUGUAGUCCGCGCCGUUCAGAACCACAGCAUCGCUUCUCUCGCCGCCGAAAUCGCGCGUCUAGCCGGCCUAGCGCGUGCCGGGAAACUGAGCACCGCCGACCUGUCCGGCGCGACGUUCACGGUCAGCAAUAUCGGGAGUAUUGGCGGCACGGCCGUCGCGCCGGUGAUUGUGAGCCCGCAGGUGGCGAUUCUGGGCGUCGGGAGGACGAGGACGGUGCCGGCGUUCGGGGAGACGGGAGAGCUGGUGAGGAGGGAGGAGUGUGUGUUUAGUUGGAGCGCAGAUCAUAGGGUUGUGGAUGGGGCGAUGGUGGCGAGAUGUGCAGAGAGUGUUAGGAGGUAUCUGGAGAAGGUAGAGGGGAUGCUUGUGAGGAUGAGAUAG